Molecule: messenger RNA, 753 nt
Organism: Megalobrama amblycephala (Wuchang bream)
Lineage: Eukaryota; Metazoa; Chordata; Actinopteri; Cypriniformes; Xenocyprididae
Gene: elocb
Product: elongin C paralog b
Exons: 5
Coding region: 229-567 (112 amino acids)
Biological process (GO): ubiquitin-dependent protein catabolic process
Cellular component (GO): elongin complex
Molecular function (GO): protein-macromolecule adaptor activity
Source: RefSeq, a predicted model, not a curated record
GUGGAGUUUUCCCACUUCCUUUGAUAGCAAAACGACUAAACACCGGAAGCAAUUUGGUGCGCGAGCACGCAUGUGCGAGUGAAAGAUUAGUUAAUCGAUGAUGGACGGCACAAAGACCUCACAUAUGUGAAGAAAAGCAGUAGCCAGAAGCUCUUCGGAGUGAAAACAGAAAAAACUGCCCUGACCAGCUUGAUCUUAGUAAGAGAGAGACAAGGGAAGGCAGUAAAAAUGGAUGGAGAAGAAAAAACCUAUGGUGGCUGUGAAGGGCCAGAUGCCAUGUAUGUGAAAUUGAUUUCCUCUGAUGGCCAUGAGUUUAUUGUUAAGCGAGAACAUGCUCUGACAUCUGGAACAAUCAAAGCUAUGCUUAGUGGUCCUGGCCAGUUUGCUGAGAAUGAAACGAAUGAAGUCAACUUUCGAGAGAUCCCAUCUCACGUUCUUUCUAAAGUGUGCAUGUACUUCACAUACAAAGUCCGCUAUACUAAUAGUUCAACAGAAAUCCCUGAAUUUCCUAUUGCGCCAGAGAUAGCGCUGGAGCUUCUAAUGGCUGCAAACUUCUUAGAUUGUUAAACAUAAAAAAGAAACACUCAUACACACGUCUGGCUGCAGAAUAAAUAUGAAAAGCAAAUUAUUAUUGGUUUAUUUUAUUGCUUUUAAAUACUUUUAGGUUUGCAAACAAUUGCUGAAACUGUGCUAAAUGAGAGGUAUAACAGUUUUUGGUCACUUGUUCUAUUUAACCUGUAAUUUCUUUAAAAA